AUGAAGAUUCUCACCAAGGAAGAAGAGGCAAACCACUACCGCGCCGUCGUCAAGGGCGGCACCAUCGGCGGUCUCGUCGGUCUGGCCGGCGGUGCAGCAGGUGUCAUGCUCGCAUCGCGACGAUUCCACACAAUCCGCAACCUGACAACCCCCAUGAAAGCCUUCCUCACUACGUCCUCCGGUACCUUCGUCGGUAUCAUCGCCGCCGAUCAUGCGUCGCGGGACUUCGAGACCCAGCAAAAUGCCCAGAAGCUCUGGUACGAAAACCGCGAAGAGCGUCUCCACGCUGAAGAAAUGCGCGGCCUCAGUUUCCCCGACCGCGUCAAGGCUUUCGCCCGCCGCGAGAAGUACAAGAUCAUCGGCGCCACCUGGGUCGCCUCCAUCGUUGGUUCGUUCAUGCUUGUCAACCGCAACCCCUUCCUUUCUAGCUCGCAGAAGAUUGUCCAGGCUCGUGUGUAUGCGCAGGGUCUGACGCUCGGUGUUUUGUGCGCGUCGGCGGCAUUUGAGAUUUCGGAUCAGCGCCGUGGUCGGGGUAUUCUCGAUGCUCAGAAGGAUAAGAAGAAGAAUCAGGAGGCCGUUGAUGAGGCUCCUGUUCACUCGGGUAACAAGGACGAGGGUGAUCUUUGGAAGGAUAUGGUUGCUGCGGAGGAGCAGCGGUUGAAGUCUAGGCACCAGUCUCUGCACCUGAAGCACGCCGAGGAGCAUGCCGAGAGCGAGAAAAAGACUUCCGAGGACUCUGAUGAGGAGAAACAGGAUGAGAAGAAGGACAACAAGUCCGAGAAGUCCGAGUCCAAGCCUAAAGAUGAACCCAAGGCUGAGAAGGGCGAGGGUAAGAAGCAAUAA
Penicillium cinerascens is the source of this 843-nucleotide messenger RNA. Its product is annotated as HIG1 domain-containing protein. The record is from RefSeq and is a predicted model, not a curated record. NCBI's taxonomy places the organism in Eukaryota, Fungi, Ascomycota, Eurotiomycetes, Eurotiales, Aspergillaceae. The transcript is spliced from 2 exons. Gene Ontology annotation, cellular component: mitochondrial inner membrane. Bases 1 to 843 code for a protein of 280 amino acids. Gene Ontology annotation, biological process: mitochondrial respiratory chain complex IV assembly.